Messenger RNA from Exophiala bonariae, 1662 nucleotides. RefSeq lists its product as uncharacterized. Gene Ontology annotation, cellular component: membrane. Gene Ontology annotation, biological process: amino acid transmembrane transport. The record is from RefSeq and is a predicted model, not a curated record. The coding region runs from base 1 to 1662 and encodes 553 amino acids. The transcript has 2 exons. Gene Ontology annotation, molecular function: amino acid transmembrane transporter activity. NCBI's taxonomy places the organism in Eukaryota, Fungi, Ascomycota, Eurotiomycetes, Chaetothyriales, Herpotrichiellaceae.
AUGACGGAAAAGAUAGCCGAACAUAUGGGCAACGUCGACUAUGUCCAGGAUCAAUGUCGGAUUCAGGACCUCGAAACCGAAAAGCCUGCUGUGAGGGGCAAUUUGGCUCAAGGACCUGCCACAUCUACGCAGCGGAAACUCAAAAGCCGCCACAUCCAGUUCCUUGCACUGGGAGGUGCCAUUGGAACCGGACUCUUCGUCGGCUCUGGCAGUGUUCUAUCUCUCGUCGGACCUGCUCCAUUAUUCAUGGGCUACGUCACUCUUAUGUUCAUGGUGUGGUGCAUUAUGCAAGUUCUGGCUGAGAUGGUGUCGUACCUUCCUCUUCAGGGCGCCACUAUACCUUACUUUGUGAAGCGCUAUGUAGAGCCAUCUUUAGCGUUCGCCUGUGGCUGGAAUUAUUGGUAUGUCUACUCGAUACUAGUGGCCGCUGAGUCUAUCGCGGGGGCCAUUCUCUUGGAGUACUGGGACGUCGGAGUGAACCCGGCCGUCUGGAUCGCCAUAUACCUGGUUCUGGUUCUCUUCUUAAACAUUGUUGCGGUCGACUUCUUUGGCGAAUCCGAAUUCUGGUUCGCCAGCAUUAAAUUGAUCACUAUCCUAUGCCUCAUCAUAACCGGUCUGGUGAUCUUUUUUGGGGGUUCUCCCAACGGCCAGGGUCGGUUGGGAUUCCGUUACUGGAAUGAACCCGGAGCUUUUAACCCGUACCUCACGAGUGGUAGUUCUGGUCGAUUCCUCGCGUACUGGACAGCCUGCGUGCGUGCCGGCUUUGCGUUCAUCACAUCCCCCGAGCUCAUUGCCAUCGCUGGCGGCGAGACCGAGGCACCGAGGAGAAAUAUUCCCAAAGCCGCCAGACGCUUCCUGUGGCGACUCGCUUUUUUCUACGGCUGUGGCUCUUUGGUCAUCGGUUUCAUUGUUCCUUCGAACGACGAGCGUCUCCUGUCUCCAGAAUCCAACGCCAAUGCCAGUCCAUUUGUGAUCGGUAUUCAACGGGCUGGUAUUUCGGGCUUAAAUCAUGUCAUCAACGCCGCCGUCUUGACCUCCGCAUGGUCGGCUGGCAAUGCUUUCGUCUACAGUGGCAGUAGAGUCCUUUAUGGCAUGGCCCUAAGUAAAGAUGCACCUCAGAUCUUCGCCAAGACCAACCGUCAAGGUGUACCUUAUGCCGCGGUGCUCGUGACCUGGUCCGUCGGUUUCUUAGCAUUCCUUACAGUGUCCGAAACUGGCAGUCAAGUCUUCCUGUGGUUCGUGAAUGUCAGCACCAUCUCUGGAUUUCUCGCGUGGAUCAUUGUCCUCUUCACGUACCUACGAUUCCGCAAGGCUCUUGUGUUUAACGAUCUGCUCGAUACACGACCAUAUAUCACUCGAUUCCAGCCGUAUUUCACUUACUUCGUCCUUGGCUUCAUAAGCCUCUUGACGUUGACGAAUGGAUUCCAAGUCUUUACGAAGGCGAACUGGACUACUGCCAACUUUUUGGCAGCUUACAUCACCCUUCCGAUCAUUUUGGCGCUAUACGUGGGACACAAGGUAUGGUCUCGAACGCCCUUCAUGCAGAAGGUAUCUGAGAUCGAUGUCAUCUCGAGCAAAAUUGAAAUGGAUGAGCUGUGCGCUCUGGACGAAGAGCCAGUGCCGAACAACGUUGCACAGAGAAUCUGGUUGUGGAUAGCGUAA